CGCUGCACGACGCCAGGCUUUGCCGCCAUUUUGUUAGCUUGGGGCCGUGGCGCGGCUGGCAUUUGGGUGGCCUGCUCUGUGGCCCCCAUACCGUGUCAUCCCGCUGCAGGCCCGCAUCACAGCCUCAGGUUGGAUCCGGGAAGCGGUCCCGGCCCGGCCGGCGGAGGGGGCGGCGGUGGCGGCAGCGGCGGCAGGAUGAGCGCGGAGGCUGCGGAUCGGGAGGCGGCCACCUCCAGCCGGCCCUGCACCCCGCCCCAGACGUGCUGGUUCGAGUUCCUGCUGGAGGAAUCGCUGCUGGAGAAGCAUCUGCGUAAGCCCUGCCCAGAUCCUGCACCAGUUCAGCUGAUAGUUCAGUUUUUGGAACAGGCUUCUAAACCUUCAAUUAAUGAACAGAACCAGGUUCAACCUCCAGCUGAUAACAAGAGAAAUCGAAUUUUAAAACUUCUUGCUCUUAAAGUUGCCGCGCAUUUGAAAUGGGAUUUAGACAUAUUAGAGAAAAGCUUGUCUGUUCCAGUUUUGAAUAUGUUACUAAAUGAACUGCUGUGUAUCAGUAAAGUUCCUCCAGGGACAAAGCACGUAGAUAUGGAUCUAUCUACUUUACCUCCAACUACUACCAUGGCUAUAUUACUCUACAAUAGAUGGGCAAUUAGAACAAUUGUUCAAAGUAGCUUCCCCAUCAGACAGGUGAAACCUGGACCCCCCCAGUUGAGUGUUAUGAAUCAAAUGCAGCAAGAGAAGGAGUUAACAGAAAACAUUUUGAAAGUGCUAAAGGAACAAGCUGCUGAUUCUAUUCUGGUAUUAGAGGCAGCAUUGAAACUAAACAAGGAUCUUUAUGUCCAUACAAUGAGAACAUUGGAUUUAUUGGCUAUGGAACCGGGUAUGGUAAAUGGAGAAACUGAGAGUUUAACCGUUGGAUUAAUAAUAAAAACUGAGGAAAUGCAAUGCCAGGUAUGUUAUGAUUUGGGUGCAGUUUACUUCCAACAAGGUUCUACAAAUUCAGCUGUCUAUGAAAAUGCAAGGGAAAAAUUUUUCAGGACCAAAGAGUUGAUUUCAAAGAUAGGCUCAUUAUCUCUUCAUUGCUCCAUAGAUGAGAAGCGAUUAGCUGGCUAUUGUCAGGCUUGUGAUGUUCUUGCACCUUCUGAUAAUACAUCACAACAGUCAACUCCAUAUAGUCAAAUCCAUAUCUGUAUGAGAUCAGGCAACUAUCAGGAGGUGAUAAAUAUAUUCCUUGAAGAUAAUAUGACGCUGAGUUUACCUGUUCAAUUCAGGCAGUCAGUGCUAAGAGAACUUUGCCAGAAAGCUCAGCAAGGAAAUGAAGCUCUAGAUGAAAUUUGUUUCAAAGUUUCUGCCUGUAACACAGUACGUGAUAUACUUGAGGGUAGAACAAUUAGUGUUCAGUUUAACCAGCUGUUUCUUCGACCUAACAAAGAGAAAAUAGACUUUCUUCUUGAGGUAUGUUCAAAGUCAAUAAAUUUGGAACAAGCUUCAGAUUCUUUGAAAGAAAACAUGGCCGCUUUUCUAAAAAAUCUCUGUUUGGGAUUGGACGAUCUGCAGUUUGUCUUUAUGAUUUCUUCUCAUGAACUCUUCAUUACACUGUUGAAAGAUGAUGAACAGAAGCUGCUUAUUGAACAGAUGAGGAAAAGAUCUCCUAGAGUAAAUCUGUGUACCAAGCCUGUAACUUCAUUUUAUGAUAUCCCAGCUUCAGCAAGUGUCAACAUUGGGCAGUUGGAACAUCAGCUUAUAUUAUCAGUGGAUCCUUGGAGAAUUCGCCAGAUUUUAAUUGAAUUACAUGGCAUGACUUCAGAACGCCAGUUUUGGACAGUAUCUAGUAAGUGGGAAGUGCCAGGUGUUUACAGUAGUGUUAUUCUAGGAAUUAAAGAUGGUUUAACAAGAGAUUUGGUUUACAUACUUAUGGCAAAGGGCUUACACUGCAGUAUUGUUAAGGACUUCGUCCAUGCUAAACAACUGUUUGCUGCUUGUUUGGAGUUGGUGACAGAGUUCUCCCCAAAGCUCCGUCAGGUAAUGCUAAAUGAGAUGCUCCUCUUGGACAUUCACACGCAUGAAGCUGGACCAGGGCAAUCAGGGGAGCGUCCUCCUUCUGACCUCAUCAGCAGGGUCCGUGGAUAUCUGGAAAUGAGGCUUCCUGAUAUCCCUCUUCGACAAGUUGUGGCAGAGGAGUGUGUUGCCUUUUUGUUAAAUUGGCGAGAAAAUGAAUACCUGACUCUUCAAGUUCCUGCCUUCCUUCUUCAAAGUAACCCAUAUGUGAAGAUGGGACAGCUUUUGGCGGCUACAUGCAAAGAACUCCCAGGCCCUAAAGAAAGUACUCAGACGGCUAAAGAUCUUUGGGAAGUGGUUGUUCAGAUCUGUAGUAUAUCUAGUCAGCAUAAACGAGGCAACGACGGGAGAAUUAGUUUAAUAAAGCAGAGAGAAUCUACGUUGGGUAUUAUGUACAGGAGUGAACUACUCUCUUUUAUCAAAAAGCUACGGGAACCAUUGGUUUUGACUACAAUAUUAUCUCUGUUUGUGAAACUUCAUAAUGUUCGGGAGAACUUUGUGAAUGAGAUUACAGCUGAGCCCAUUUCUAUUUGGCCUUCUUCCAUUCCCAACCUUCAGUCAGUGGACUUUGAAGCUGUGGCUGUUACUGUAAAAGAGCUGGUUCGUUAUGCACUUACUAUAAACUCAAACAAUCAUUCCUGGUUAAUUAUUCAGGCAGAUAUUUAUUUUGCCACAAACCAGUAUUCAGCAGCUCUUCAUUAUUAUCUUCAAGCUGGAGCUGUGUGUUCUGAUUUCUUUAAUAAAGCUGUGCCACCAGAUGUUUUCACAGACCAGGUCAUAAAACGAAUGAUAAAAUGUUGUUCCUCUCUGAAUUGCCAUACACAGGUAGCAAUUUUAUGUCAGUUCCUUAGAGAAGUUGACUAUAAAACAGCAUUUAAGUCACUACAGGAACAAAAUAGUUAUGAUGCGAUGGAUUCCUACUAUGAUUACAUAUGGGAUAUUACCAUUUUGGAAUAUUUGACAUAUCUACAUCAUAAAAGAGGAGAAACAGAUAAAAGACAAAUUGUGAUAAAAGCCAUUGGACAGACAGAACUGAAUAUGAGUAAUCCUGAAGAAGUAUUACAGCUUGCAGCUCAGAGAAGAAAGAAGAAAUUUCUCCAAGCAAUGGCAAAACUAUACUUUUAAAGAUGUUCUCAUUCAAAAAAUUAUCUUUUCAAACCCCAAAGAAAACAAAGUCAUACCAGCAUAGCCAAGUAAUUUGUGUGUGUCUGGAUAUUGUGUCUGUCUUCUACAGAAAUCUUCUUAAAAACCUUCAGUUUCACCGGAGGACCACCCUUCACUACUCUGGCAAAAGGUACCAUCCAUUCUACACAUUCUGAAAUGUUGUCCCAGUCCAAACCUUUGGAUCAAAAGGAAAAUGUAUAGUUCACAGUUCAGAUCAACAUUUUUUCCUAUAAAAUAUACACACGUAUAUGUGUAUGUGUAUGUGAUUCUUUGCCCCAUCUUCUGGAACUUAAGAUGUACAAACUUUCCUCCCCUUCUCUCUCUCAUUAUUUGAUCCCCAAGUUUAAUUUCUGUACCUCUCUGUAUCUCACUGUAUUAAGAUUUGGAAAGAAAAAGAUGCUGUUUAUUCAUCUUGCCUGUGGUAUUAGGCCAGUAUCUAAAUAUGAAUUGGAUGGUUAGCGACAUUAGAGGCAGUUUACUUGAUCACUUUUUAGAUUUUAGUAAUGGCAACUGAUUGUAAAGUACAAAUUUUAUAUUUCUGCUUUUUAUGCCUUGGAAUCAUGACUAAGACAUGUCAAUGACUUAGUCUAAUUAGGAUUAAAACCAUCUUAAGACAACUGGCUAGUUUUAAAAGUGCAGGACAAGUUUUCAGCAUAAUAUACAAAUAAACUUUCAUAUCUGUGCUGUU
Molecule: messenger RNA, 3907 nt
Organism: Trichosurus vulpecula (common brushtail)
Lineage: Eukaryota; Metazoa; Chordata; Mammalia; Diprotodontia; Phalangeridae
Gene: INTS8
Product: integrator complex subunit 8
Exons: 28
Coding region: 196-3180 (994 amino acids)
Biological process (GO): snRNA 3'-end processing
Cellular component (GO): integrator complex
Source: RefSeq, a predicted model, not a curated record